This is a messenger RNA of Epinephelus fuscoguttatus (brown-marbled grouper), 4222 nucleotides long. RefSeq names its product vestigial-like family member 4a (gene vgll4a). The record is from RefSeq and is a predicted model, not a curated record. Gene Ontology annotation, molecular function: transcription coactivator binding. Bases 165 to 950 code for a protein of 261 amino acids. Gene Ontology annotation, biological process: negative regulation of DNA-templated transcription. NCBI's taxonomy places the organism in Eukaryota, Metazoa, Chordata, Actinopteri, Perciformes, Serranidae. The transcript is spliced from 6 exons.
CUGGUGCGGUGGGAAACUGCGUGAAGGCAGUAGAAAGGCGAGCUGGGCUAGCCAUGGUGGUGUUUUGGCUGUGAAGCUAGUUUUGUUGAUGAAGAUUUAACUUUUGUUGCCUUCGCUGGUGUGUCUUGCUAACAUCGAUGUUAGCAACUAGCCUGCCCGUGUAAAUGCUAUUCACUAGAAUGGACCUGUUGAACUCUCAGUUCCUGGACAAGAUGAACAAUAACAUCGGGAGACUGCACUAUGAAGAUGAGUCCAGGACACCCUCCCUGCCCACUGCCAUGUCCAACAUGGCCGGGCCUCCUUCACACUGCCCAAGCAAACGGAAGUAUGGGGAAGAACAAAUGGACGACCGAAUCAACUGUGAUGAUGACCACAUGACCAAAAUGAGCAGAUUGUUUGCCACUCAGCUGGCCCGUCCCUCUGCUGGAGACAAUCGUAAUGAGCACUGGAGCCUCGGUCACACUCCUGUGGAGCACGUUACGUCCUCCUCCAACGGUCUCCAUGGGAAUCACCUGUAUGCUUCCAUUUCUAGCUAUGCUGUAGAUCAGCCUCUGGCUCUGACCAAAAGCAGCCAUGACAUCGGAGUCGGGGCCAGAGAGAGGUCCGUGGUGGGUGGGACUGUAGAGCGUCAGCAGAAUCGUCCCUCUGUUAUUACCUGUGCCCCCGCAAGCAACCGCAAUUGUAACCUCUCACACUGCCACAUGAAUGGCUGUUCACCCAGCCCACCUGCUGAUCAGACGAAGACCAAUGCUAACACGGUAUGCGAUCCUGUGAUUGAGGAGCACUUCCGUCGCAGCCUUGGAAAAAACUACAAAGAAGCGGAGCCUGUGUCCAACUCAGUGUCCAUCACAGGUUCAGUGGAUGACCACUUUGCCAAGGCGCUGGGAGAUGCCUGGCUCCAAAUCAAAGCCAAGGAUGGGGGUCAUCAAACCCCCGAGGCAGAUCCAUGAAGCAGACGGGGGUAAACAUUACAAUCACUUCCUUAGUGUUUGCGUAUGAGAGUGGAGAUCACCCACUGUCAUUUCUUGCCCAGCAUCAACUUCCCGUAGCCAAGAACAAUGUAGGACAUAUGGUGCUCACAUUGGCUGUUCCCUUGUGGACCUCGAGGUCGACCUUUUAUUAGAACACUCAGAUUUGUACUCUUAAAAUUGACAGUGUCUCUCUCUAUUGAAAAGGAGAAAAUAUAUUAGGUAUUUGCGUAGCUGGGUUGACAAUGUUAGUCGUGGAAACUUUACAAUCAGAUUAUUGUUUUGCAUAGAUAAUGAGAUUCACAAAAUACCUGCCUUGAUAGCCAAAGAAAUUCCCUGCCUUUCCCAUCAACAUAUAAGCCAUAGAUCUGGACUUAAUUGUUUUUCAUUCUAAAACCACACUGCAUUUUAAUCUAUACUACUUGAAAAAAAAAAAGCCAGGUCUCAUUUGCUCUUGUACGUUCCUGAUAGUUUAGGUAGCAGGUUACCUGUUUUAGUUGGAACUAAUGUGUUCAAGAAUGAGUCUCGUGUUUUGAAAUUAAGGCUCUGGUCCUCCCCCACCGCUUUUUGAAGACACUAAUGUGUCGUCUUUAUGAUCCUGAACUGGAUGUGUCCACUGUUAACUGAAUUAUUUUAGUUUCCCGUCUAUACGCUCACUGUGGCUGAUUACUUAGUAAACUAAUAUCAAUCAUUGUAGAUGUUCUAACUAGAAAGCAUGUUUCAAAUAGCUGGUUUCUAUUACAAACCUUAUUCUAUACUAUAUAUUUACUCAGAAUUUAUUUUUUAUCUGUAACAUUUUAGAAAUACUCACUGCUGGUACAGUUGUACUCAAUAUAUUUUUUGUAUCUGGUUUUCAUUACUAUAUGUAGGUGUAUAUCGUAGCAUCCAUCUACAAGUCACAGCCUCUGGCAAGGUUGUCUGAAUGCAGUUUAAAAAGGCUAUGUUGCUUUGUUAUUCUGUGGACCUGGGUGCUACAGCUUUAUACAUGACUGAAUACAUCUAAAUCUGACCUUCAGUAGCAGUCUAUGAGCAGUGGCUUUAUUUAUUCUGAACAUGUUGUGACGUUUUGGCAAAACAUGGUGACAACAGAAUUCUAACUUUGAUUUGUUUCUCUCUAAUGACAACAACAGAAGUCUCCACUACACCAAUGACAAAGCAGUUGGUUUAUGACAAAACUAAGUGCCCUAUUUAAACGAACCACAGCACAUGGUCUAAAGAACGUGCUGCAAGUGCAUCUAGUGUGGGUCCAACUCCACUUUCGCGAGUUAAAGGUCCAGUGUUUAGAAUUUAGGGGCAUCUAUUUGCAUUAAUGGUAUUUAAUAUUUGUGUUUUCAUUAGUUUAUAAUCACCUGAAAUGAAGAAAAGCUGGGUUUUUGUUACCUUAGAACCGAGUCAGACACGUAUUCCUCAGUAGCCCUUAAUAGACAAACCAAACACUGGCUCUGGAUUGGGCCAUUUGCCCAUUCAUGCAUCAGCCACCGUCUCUUACAGGCCUGGCACAUAGGAAGAGUUUCAGUUCUGCAACGUCACCUCUAGAUGCCACUAAAUCCUACACACUAGACCUUUCAAAUAGCGUGUAAUCUGGGCGCAAAGUAAGGCGCAAGGGGCAAAGAGGUUGUAUUUAGUUCAUAAUUAAUCAUACAUGCACAUGAUGAAUGCAACCAAUCAGUGUCCACUCCCAUUCCAUUUAGAAGCAAGGUGCACCUGGCGCUCUGCUAUUCAUGUGGCACAUUCGGCAAAUUGGAGAAGCCGGUGGCUUUCUGCUGAGAGUAGUAAGUGCAGUUAUAUCGCUGCAGCAAAUAUCGUGGGACAAAUAAGCAGCAAAAUUAGAAACAGUAAUCAAAAACUUGACAGAGGAAACGGAGCUAUACUUUUAGCUUCUGAAAUAACAAAGGGGGAGUCGGAGAGCUGCUCUGCUCUCUGCUGUGUUCACAUUUUAGACAAUGUAAUAAAUAUUUUUUCCAUUAAUGAUGUAUUAUUUCACCCACCACAAGCUGAGUGCACCUGCCCAUGUAGGCACAUCUCACUGUCUGAGUAAUGCCCCCUUUAAAUAGCAGGAAAAUAUUCUGCCAUUGAGUUAAGACCAGGUUUUUGUUGGACAAUGGCGCAAUUGCUUUGUGCUGAGUCAAAAUAGCAAUAUGCCAACAAUGCGCCCGACCACACUUCAUUUUAAGACCGACACGUCCAUGGGUGCAAAGAUGGACACAAGUACAUCAUGGGCGCUGGCCGUGAAAAGAAAAACCGCAUCAGUCUGAAACUAGCAUGACUGUGUGCUGCUUUGCGCCAGGUUUAAGAUAGGGCCUGAAGAUUUUAACGCACAUGCAAUUCACAAGUAGGCAUCAAUAUUCCACCGUGACAGCCUGACAUUUAUCAGUCACUUCAGUUGUAUUUAGCAACAUGUAUGUUUGUCUUUAUUACUCAAAGUGGUUUCAUGAGCUGCAAAAAUCUUCCUUUAUUGAGGAGAAAAUGUGUAAGUGAGUUACAAAGGUUUUUUAUGCAGUUGAGUUUUGUUUAAAUUAAUUUCUCACCCUUCUGAAAUUCUCUACUUACGGUAGUGUAACCUAUUUGUCAACACUGAUUAAGAUAUGGUAUUGUAAAUUCAGAUUUUUUUGUAUGUCGAUUAACUGUCUGUGAAAACAUACAUUUGUAUUAAUAUUCUACAGUUUUAAAUUGUUACAUACACUAUCCUGUCUUUAUAUUUUAUUUUACUCAUACAAGACUAUCAUUGCGCCGCGCGGGAUGAUCAUAGAUAUUUUGUUUCUAGUCAGAGUAGUGUACUCAUUUGUAGCAUGGAUGCUCAUUAUCUUUUAACCAUGCAUUUUUUUAACCUUUCUAAAAGCUGGUUUAUUUUCCCACGAUUGUCAGAUGAUGAAUAAGUGCAGGAACACAACAGUCUUUUGAUCAAAGACUUUCUUGGUGCAGUGUCAGAAAGACGUCUGUGCUAACCGUUUAAAGAGUUUGUUAAGCUUUCUGUGUGUACCAUAGUGGAUUUUAGGGAUUAUAAUGGAAUCUGCUUGUUUGACACAAGUUGAUUUUUCAGUAAUAUGUUUGGGGUAUUAGUCCAUUGUUAUUUAAUUGCUCUGUUUAGACUACCUGUAUCUCAAAAGACUGUUUGCAGAAAGGACCUGCUCCAGGUGUCAUCCACAUAGAAAGAAAGUAACAUUUGUUCACUUUGUCCUUAUUUCUCUGGAAGAACAUGCCACUGUUUUGUACUUAAUUUCUUCCAAAUAAACAUACAAAUGCCUACCUUUGCA